Hibiscus syriacus is the source of this 1608-nucleotide messenger RNA. RefSeq lists its product as uncharacterized. Lineage: Eukaryota; Viridiplantae; Streptophyta; Magnoliopsida; Malvales; Malvaceae. Bases 337 to 1494 code for a protein of 385 amino acids. The record is from RefSeq and is a predicted model, not a curated record. The transcript has 3 exons.
CUGGAAAUAUUGAAACCCAGGAUCUUGGAUCUUUCAACCCAUCUUCUUUUGACUUGGUUCUUCAUUUCUCUUUAGAUCUACGUUUCCUUUAAUUGACUAAAAAAUUCCAUAUUUUUUCUCUUUUUACUUACUUUUCUAAGUUCGAUCUUUUUAAUCUUUCGGUUCCAUUUGGAUUCAGUUCGAUCGGGGAAAAAAAACUUGAAUUCUCUCUUUCUGAUACUCUAGACUCGUUAAUUUUGGGUUUAAUCGAAAAAUAGGAAGGAGAAUCAGACGUCGAACAGUGGGUAUUGAUGAAAUUAGGGUAAAUAAAUUGGGGAAUUUUUGGGGUGGUUGGCUAUGCAGAUGGAAAGGGAGAGGCGGACUAGCAUUAUUAAUGGGAACUACAGUUGUCAUUCGAAUGGGAAGUAUAGUGGAUUUUGCAAUGAUUACAGUGUUUCGGGGAAUGGAAAACCUCAAAGUUUAUCCACUUCUUCGUUACCCGGUGCCGGUUUUAUCGAACAUCCAGUUUCCCGGUUCGACACCCUUGCCGGUGUAGCCAUCAAGUACGGCGUUGAGGUAGCUGACAUAAAAAAGAUGAAUGGUCUGGUUACUGAUCGUCAAAUGUUUGCUCUUAAGACGCUUCAGAUCCCUUUACCAGGGCGACAUACGCCGUCGCCUUGCUUGUCAAAUGGUUCCGAAACAUCAGGAGAAAGCAGUGCCAGCCAAAACUCAGGUCCAGAUUUGCCUCCCGGUUUGCGUGACUCAUUCCAGUCAUUAAGACUGAAAACUCCUCCUCGAAGGGUCUCCCCGGCAAUGAACUCGUUACAAGGUUACUAUGGCCUUAGACCGUCACAAAAAAGUGUGUCAUCUGAAGGUUUUGAGAUGGCUGUAUACAGAAAAGGAGAAUCUCGUUAUCUGGAGGAUGGUCCAUCACUCAAACUGUCCUCUUAUUCCGAUCCACCUUUGAGGCUUCAACGGAAGUGUAGAAGCGUGACCAAUGGAUUUUAUGACGAGAAUGGUGAAAUCACAGCAGAUAUCCUUUCCGCCGGAGAAGCUAAAAUCGGUGAUCCUGAUAAAUCAAAUGACAAACUGAUGCGGAGACGGCAGAAAUCCGAGUCCGACUUCACCGCCCGCACCCCUGAAAGGCUAAUGACAGAGGAUAACAACAACAGUGGGGGAUUUUCAACAAUAACAGGGAAAUUCUUGGCACAAAGAUCCAAAGCAGCAACUCGCACUAAUUCAGGAGCCGAUGCAGAGUUAUUUGGGUUCAACACCGCACCAACAGGCCUCGGAGAUGGUUAUGUGGUCGAUGAAUUUGCUACGGUGAGGAAGUCAUCGAGCACAUCAAGUUUUCAAGAUCAGGACAAUGGUAGUCUGUCAUCCCUCUGGGCAGCAUCCAAAUGGAACUUGAAGCCUGAUUUACAAGCUCUUUCAACCGUAAGCAUUACAAUGCCAAUGUUCGAUGGAUUGCCAAAGCCAAUAUCUGCGCGUAAAAGCAAAGCGGCACUUGAUUAAAACUACGUUCCGUCGCCUGCAUAUAUUACCAAAUUUUGACUGCAAAAUUCGUGAGGCCGCCAUUGCUAGAUCUUCGAGGAGUUUAUUAUACUGAUACAGAAAUGGACAAUAAGG